Messenger RNA from Peromyscus eremicus (cactus mouse), 2065 nucleotides. RefSeq names its product sphingomyelin synthase 2 (gene Sgms2). Gene Ontology annotation, biological process: sphingomyelin biosynthetic process; ceramide biosynthetic process. Gene Ontology annotation, molecular function: sphingomyelin synthase activity; ceramide cholinephosphotransferase activity. Gene Ontology annotation, cellular component: endoplasmic reticulum membrane; Golgi membrane. The record is from RefSeq and is a predicted model, not a curated record. Lineage: Eukaryota; Metazoa; Chordata; Mammalia; Rodentia; Cricetidae. The coding region runs from base 593 to 1690 and encodes 365 amino acids. The transcript has 6 exons.
CUAGAUGACUACCUUACAAAGGCCGCCUGUAUGUCCACUGAUGAAGCUUCUUGUAUGCAUGAACACCAGGCUAGGAUGUAGAAUGUUGAAUGUUAGUCAACUAGGCUGGAGUGGGUAGACACCAGCCGCCGCUGCUUGAGGGCCUGGAUAUCUUCCUUGGAAGGAGGUGUCCAUGGUGGAGAGAGCUGCUGUUGGAGUCAUCUCGCUGAGGCUCCUCUUUGAGAGAGACAUUUAUGCUUCCCUCAGCAUUUCCACAGGCACUGCAGAGGACACUGGUCAGGCUGGAGGAACACGGGCCUGCUCACCCUCUCUAGUGCCUCAGUAGCCGGGUUGAUUUUUCACAGGGACAAGAGAAGGAGGGACAACAACAUCUUCUGUGGGAACGAGAAUCGGCUUCCUUGUGUGAAUACCCAGCAGAUUGUUGUAUGAGAGUACUAAGAACCAGAAAACCACCGUCUACAUUUCAUAUCAGCACAUACCAUCAAUUCUAAGAGUCCAUGUGGAUCUUGGAAGUAGAAGGAUUUAAAAGAGUUAAGUUUCCCCAGAGAACAAGAACCUUACCAUCUCCUUUAGCUCUGAAGGCUGGCAGACAAUGGAUAUCAUAGAGACAGCAAAACUUGAAGGUCAUUUGGAAAAUCAAACCAAUAACUCUACCAACACUUACACAAGCCCUGGUGAAGCUGUAGACGACGGAAAUAAAAAUGGCAAUGGUAAACCCAAGAGCUUAUCCAAUGGGCUACGAAAGGGUGCCAAAAAGUACCCGGACUACAUCCAGAUUUCUAUGCCCACUGACUCCAGGAACAAGUUUCCCCUGGAGUGGUGGAAAACGGGCAUUGCCUUCGUGUAUGCCCUCUUCAACCUUGUCCUGACAACAGUCAUGAUCACAGUCGUGCACGAGAGGGUCCCUCCCAAGGAGCUCAGCCCUCCACUCCCAGACAAGUUCUUUGAUUAUGUCGACCGGGUCAAAUGGGCAUUUUCUGUAUCAGAAAUAAAUGGGAUCGUAUUAGUUGGGUUAUGGAUCACCCAGUGGCUUUUUCUGAGAUACAAGUCCAUAGUGGGCCGCAGAUUCUUCUUCAUCAUCGGAACAUUGUACCUGUAUCGCUGCAUAACUAUGUACGUCACUACGCUACCUGUGCCUGGAAUGCACUUCCAGUGUGCUCCGAAGCUCAAUGGAGACUCUCAAGCAAAAAUACAACGGAUUCUCCGGUUGAUUUCUGGCGGUGGGUUGUCCAUAACGGGAUCACACAUCCUGUGUGGAGACUUCCUCUUCAGCGGUCAUACGGUUGUGCUGACACUUACUUACUUGUUCAUCAAAGAAUAUUCGCCUCGUCACUUCUGGUGGUAUCAUCUGGUCUGCUGGCUGCUGAGUGCUGCUGGGAUCAUCUGCAUUCUUGUGGCACAUGAACACUAUACCGUCGACGUGAUCAUUGCCUACUACAUCACAACACGGCUGUUUUGGUGGUACCAUUCCAUGGCCAAUGAAAAGAACUUGAAGGUCUCUUCCCAGACAAAUUUUUUGUCUCGGGCUUGGUGGUUCCCCAUCUUCUAUUUUUUUGAGAAGAAUGUACAAGGCUCCAUUCCCUGCUGCUUCUCCUGGCCACUGUCCUGGCCCCCCGGCUGCUUCAAGUCAUCAUGCAAAAAGUACUCACGGGUCCAGAAGAUCGGGGAGGAUAAUGAAAAGUCUACGUGAGCCGCCAACCCGGCAGCAGCUUUUCUGCCAGAAGAGUCCAUGCUAUAACCAAAGAUGCAGCUUCAUGUUUAUUUUCAGAGUACUGACUGGUGAAUGACGUGGACCAAAUUUUGUGCAAAAGAUCAGAACAACGAAUGAAGUAUUACCUUUUGGCUUUUUUUUUUUUAAAUUCAUCCCAAGAAACGUAUAUUUUCCUGCAGCUCUUCACUCAUGGGUGACAGAGUCCCCCAAACUGGGAUUUUAAAGAGGUGGUAAAGAACACACUGUGCCUCUCCUCAUUCUUCCUCCACUUCCACAUUCUUUCCAGAUUUUGUUUUUCCCUUCAAGGUCGGAAGAGUUUGCUAAUGUUUUGAAUAAAAUGUCUGGAUAUGUAGA